UCACUGCACUUACUGCCGCUGUGCAACUACUUUAACCUUCUGUUCUUCUGCUGCAGUAUCACACGGGACCUGCUCUUUCAUUUUUACACGAGAAAACUGGUUUUCCAACGCCUUUUAAGACGUUUGGGUAUUGCUGCUGUGGAAAUACUGAAGUCCAGAUGAGUCGCGUCUCUGUGGUUUAGUUGAGUGUGUGGGCAGAGGAGAUUGAACUGAGCGGAACUGAAUCCAUUAAACACGAUCACACAGAGAGGAUGACCAUAUCGACAUGGGAGGAUAAAGUCACAACGCCUCUUUGACUUGUUUUAAUUAGUAGGAAAAAAAAAUCUGGACAUAUUCAUUCGACGUUGAAAGUCAUAUCAACCUCAUGAAUACAAUCAAACGCGUUAUUUUAAGUUGAAAAAAAAAUCGUAAACAAUGGGAAAUUAGCGUCGCCUGACAACUUUGAUAAUAUUUCACAUUCGCCAGGAGUUUUUUUGUUGUUGUUGUUUUCAUUCAGAAACAUUAACUUUGGAUUUCCACAAUGGCAAUAAACACAGAUACGGAGUUUGCGAAAUCGAAUCUGGGGGAGAGCGGCGGAACGCAACCAGCCGAGACCGAGAAACUGCUCGUGACCACCGAGCCCACCGGGGUGAAGACCUCCAGCUCCUUCACGGUCAGUGUCGGGGGUGACAAGUCUCUCGAUGGGGAUCAGAACGGCCACAGUCUGCCGCUGAGAUCCGGAUCAGCGGGGCAGCUCGGGACGGCUCCUCUCUCCCCGUCUAGAGUGAGCCUGAGCCGCACUUCAUCGAUGGGUAAUGCCGCCCAAGAGCAACAGAAACCCAAAGACUACCUCAUACUGGUCAUUUUUUCCUGCUUUUGUCCCGUGUGGCCACUAAGCAUUGUUGCGUUGGUCUAUUCGAUUAUGUCCAGAAACAGUCUACAGCAGGGGGACAUGGAUGGGGCAAGACGCCUGGGACGCUUGGCUCGCCUGCUUAGCUGUGUGGCCAUCAUCGUGGGCCUCCUUAGCAUCAUAAUCUAUGUGGUCGUUGCAGUAACUGGAUAGGAGGCAUAGUAAGAAGGAGAAACCCAUCUACAGCACUACUGCAAACAAAAUAAAAACCUCACCCAUGAUGUAAUUAAAAUAAGAUCUCCCUCUUAACAAUAAUGCCACAUAAGAUAAAAAGAAACGAGGACUGUAGCAGCAAAAUAAGAUCUGAUCAAAUAGCAAAAAUGCAUGCAUUAGGUUAGCAUGCUCAGUGAAAAAAACUUCCAUAUGUUAAAAAGAACAGUAAUGGCUUGCAUUAUGUAAAUGAAAAACAUUGCUGUUGUGGCAAGAACUCGCCUGAGGAUGACACAAAGGACAAGGGGACUUUUUUUUCAAAGAUGGUCUUUGAAAAUAUGGCUACGCCCGGCAAGCUGCAUUUUAACCUUAUAUUACUCUUGGUUGAUCUUGCAUUUGAAAAUUAUGCACAGAAAUAUUUGCAACAUAAUGUAUGAUGUAUGUUUUAUAAAAAUAUUUAUAUGUGGAGUUUAAGUGAUGGGAAUGAACUAGGGAUAACAAGUCUGUUAGAUAGAGACCUUGUCAGACUUAUCAGAAAUGGUCAUUGGGGUUGGACAUUUCAUUUUUGUUUAUUUAUUUUGUAUGUUUUGUUUAUUAAAAAAAUGACCACACGCAUGCCUGAUCCUGUAUGUGAAUAACUGUCAGCAUUUUUCACUACUAUGUUUUUUAUCUAAGAGUAGUGGGUAUGUAAAAAUGGGAAUGUACAUCAUUGUCCAGUGUAUCAAAUGCUAUAUUCUUUCAAUGGCACAAUGUUCAUGGAGCGCUCUGCCUUUAACCAUGAGGCUCCACUACAUGUCCCAUACUAGCAUAGAUUCUCUCAGAGAGGUAAGACUGAAAUGUUACGCAUGCCAGCCCUCUCUUUCCAGACAAAAACUGCUGGAGCAUGGACAUUCAUCUAGAGGCAUGCAACGGCCAGCACCAUCCUGUGCCAAGACCUUUAUAUCAGUAUGCUAAACAAAUCACAGGACUAUUCAUCUUUACCCGAGGUUCUUUCCAGGACAGAAUGCCAGUUCCCCUGUCAUAAAUCUCCCGACUUAUCCCAUAUUAAUAUGAGAUGUAUAUCAACAUAUUUAUAGAAAUAUUUAGGCAUGCCGAGGGUGGACAAAACAUUUUUUUUUUUUAAUCUUCACCUAGAAUGGGCUUGUGUGUAAGGGACUUUGCUUUGACACUCCUCACAGUGUUUAUUGCAUCUCUGUGAUUGCUAAUUCUUCGAUCUGCUGAUAUUAAUACGUGAAAAUUACACAAUCGGAGGUACAGAUACAUAACAGCACUUCUCUGGCUAGUUAGACCGAGUGACAGUUAAGAAGGAAAUGUUUCACAGCUCAGUCUAUUGACGUGCUUCAUUCAUACUGAAUUAAGUAUUUUACUGCCCAGUCAUAGAUAUCAAUGCACUUUAUCACUUACUUUUCAUCAAAAUUCUCAUGUCCUGUCAAUACUUUUGUAUCCUAAAAGUAUACUUUCAUGUAUAAUCUCCUAAAAAUAGACUGUUAGUACCUAAACACCUAAGAUGACCAUUUAAUUUAUAGGCAUAAUGCUGUAUAAUGUACUGUUUUGUGCUUCUCAUGGUCACUACAAACGAUUAUGUUACUGCGUUGUUCAUAAAACCCAUUAUGUCAAUAUGAAUGAGAUGCAAAAAUGCUGCUAUGUCUUAAAACUGUGAUUUAUUAUGUACAACUUUGCAUUCUUGGUUCACUUGUAUAUCUGUUUUUCUAUGUUAGGUUACAGUGUACCUUUGCAAGUGUGAAAUAAACAUUAACAUGCAUGGUCCACAACUUGCUUGCAGUUAUUGAUUGCGUACAGCACAGUAGCAGAGAAACAUCAGCAAGGAAAUUACUGCAUUAGCAAAAAGCGAAAUGAUAAGGAUACUACACAAAGAAACACAGUUAAACAACAGCUUUCAAAGCCUUCCUGCCCAAAGCACAUAUACACACAAGCUUCAUUUUUCAUGCUACUGACUAUUGCUGUUGUAAAUAAUGCAUAGCUAAGGAAAUGGCACAAGAUCUACUGGCUGAUUUUGCACUUCCCUGGUUCUCUGAUCUCUAAGUAUGGCCCUCUGCCCAGCCUCACUCCAGCACUCAGCCCUAACAGCCUUCUCUCGCUCACAGUGACACAAAGUGUUUAAGUACUCACAAAUCUAGCCACCAACUUAAAUGAGACUAAAGUGCCAUUAUUAGUCAUCUAGCCUCAUAACCUGAAAUGGUUUUAUUUGCAAGGAGAAGAAACAAUGACAAAAACAGAGCUUUUUGUCAGCUGAACCCCAAGGAGCUAAAUUAUUUGCCUGAAGUUGACCAUGAGAUGUUAAAAGAAUUGAAAUCUUUCAAAAUAUAAUGAAUUGCACAACAUCUUUGCAUGUCCAUUUUUACAUUUAUUUUUAAGAUAUACAUAAUGUAAUUCUGCACUGGCUUUUCUAUCACAAUCUCACAAAUGCGACUAUCACUGACCGACCGAGAAACACUGACAUGAAUAUUUGUGAUGUAAAACAAUGGUUCUCAACCAGGGGCCAAGGCACAAUCAAGACGACUUAAAAUGACUUAGAGCAAGAUAAACCAAACAUUAAAAUGAAAUAAAAAACAGCUAAAAAUCAAGAUAUUUCAUUUUAAUUCACUUGCUCAACAACUUUUUUUCUUUCUUUAAACACAUGGUUUUGUAAAAUCAAAAAUAUAAAUUAAAUAUAAGCCUAAUUUCAAAAGCUGGAAAACGUCAAUUAAAAUCUCCAUGAGCAUUUUUAUGAAUAUGUAUGCCCCACAAAUAUUUUAUAGAAAUUAGUAAAUCAUAAUCAACUGGAAAAGUUGUUUAAGGGCCUUUGAAUAUCGUUGUUGACAAUGGCAGGCUUUGAAGUGAAAAAUGUUGAGAACCACUGAUCUAAAACAACCUUUAUUGCCAAUUCACCAGCCUAGGAAUUUCUCAGGCAGCUAGUUAGGUUUUGCAUGCACUGGGUGACAUUUCCAUAUUCCUCUCGUGUGGCUUAAAAUGUGGUUAAUAUGAUUUACACAAGUAGUAAGUGUUUUUGCAUCAACAUCAAUUUUUGGUGUAGUAAUACAUAUACCAAUAAAUCAAUGUACUCUUUAUAGUUUAGUUCAAGGGUAGGGAUGGUCCCAACAAAGACUGCAAAGUUAGAAACGUCCUGGCAAGUGUGUUGGGGCAAGUAGCUAAACUCUGCAGGACACUGGCCCUCCAGGAGCAGGACUGGACACUCCUGAUGCAGCCUGAUUGUCACUACAGUUGCCCAGGAAUAACUUCAGGUUAAGUGUCUCGCUCAAGGACACAACGGUGAUAGAGUAAGAUUGUGAUCUCUGUCUCCAGUUUCAGACUCACUGACUUCUCAGCAUCUGUAACUAACUUUUUGGAGAGCCGCCCAGGAAACCAAGAAUUAGAUGACCCCCUCACUCAUGCAUUACUCCAUAGCUGCAGCUAUUGACGAAAUUAAGCAGAAAGGGCUUCAUUUUGUAGUGCUACAUUCAGAAAACAAUUUUUCUUGCAGUCUACUUUAGCCUCAACAGAGCAAAGGAAUAAAACCCCUAAAAUAUUCCAGAGCCAGCAUA
This is a messenger RNA of Onychostoma macrolepis, 4581 nucleotides long. RefSeq names its product trafficking regulator of GLUT4 (SLC2A4) 1a (gene trarg1a). Bases 521 to 1042 code for a protein of 173 amino acids. The transcript is spliced from 3 exons. Lineage: Eukaryota; Metazoa; Chordata; Actinopteri; Cypriniformes; Cyprinidae. The record is from RefSeq and is a predicted model, not a curated record. Gene Ontology annotation, cellular component: membrane.